Molecule: messenger RNA, 1605 nt
Organism: Penicillium argentinense
Lineage: Eukaryota; Fungi; Ascomycota; Eurotiomycetes; Eurotiales; Aspergillaceae
Product: pH-signaling protein PalC
Exons: 3
Coding region: 1-1605 (534 amino acids)
Biological process (GO): cellular response to pH
Cellular component (GO): plasma membrane
Source: RefSeq, a predicted model, not a curated record
AUGGUCUACGCGUUUACCCUGCCGACCACCUCGCCUCUCGCCUUCCAAUCCUUUAUCGCAUCUCCCACGCAUCCCUCCCUCCCCCAAGCCGCUUCCACCGCUCGCCAUGCCCUCAGGCUGGCCCUGAAGGCACAUAAACGACUUCCCCCAGGUUCGCGACAGGACGCUCACCUGCCUACCGUCCUGUCAGCACUCACCGAAUACAUUCCUUUCCUUUUCGCAAUCGUACGGGGCCUACAUGGCCGAUCGGCGUCGGGGGUCCUGAAUACGAGCGGAGCAGCGGAGGUUCCUCAAUCUGGGGAUGAGAUUGAGAUCGUAUUACGCGCCGAGAUCGAGUCGGCGUGGAAACCCACACUGUCUACGAGUAGUGGAAUCAGCAUCAAGCCGGUCGCAACACACUCCACUGGCCCUGGUCGUGCCCGGGGUGGUCGACUGUCAGGUCGCGGUAUUGACUUCGAAGUCGCAUUUACGCUCACGACAUUGGGCUAUGUUCUAAGCCGGCUAGCACGGGUUUGCGUGGUCGAGUCCUUGUAUGCUGCCACCACGCCGACUUCUGAGCAGCGAGCGGUGGCCAUACAGACCGCGACAAAGAAUCUCCUCCAAGCGAGCUCCGUGCAUGGUCUACUUGCGUCCUCUCCGGCUUUGACAGCAGCCACCUCGUCGACAGUUCCCGAUAUCAACGCUUCCACCCAGUCGGCACUCGCUUCUCUCGCACUGGCUGAGGCCACUUUGCUCGCUGUUCUAAAGGACGAUGCAUACAUCACAGCUUGUAUCCAAGCCCGCAACCCGAAUGAUCGGGAGUGGAUGGUUCGUGCGCCGGAGAUUCCCAAAGUUCGCGCCUUGUUGUUUGCCCGGUUAUGCGUGCGUGCGGCGGAGUAUGCUGAACAGGCCGCUGCCGGCCUCAGCGCCGCCGGGACAGGAGCCGGCACAGCAGGUCGCCUCGAUGAAGAAAUCACUCGAUAUGCCGGAGCGUUAGGCCGUGUAGCUCGCGCGCGUGCUUGCCGGUUUUUCGGCAUAGAUGCUGAGCUUGCGGGCAAGGUCGGCGAAGGCAUCGCGUGGCUGAGAGCGGCGAACACGCCUCUUGGGCGGCGGAAUGUUGGGGUGUCCUCGCUUGCAGCUGGGGACGAGACUGGUGCCACGACCUCCAAAGGAGGAUUUUCUCGACUUAAGCGGGAAUGGACCGAGCGCCGGGAGGAACGAAAGAUUGAGAAAGAUGCAGGAGGUAGUCGCAACAAGAAGGGCUCUCUGGAUCCUGGUGACGAUGCGGGUCGUGGUGAAGAAGGCAAUGUGAUUGAUAUGCUCGAAACCAAAUGGGUGAAGAUGAACGAUACCAUCAAUACUCAAUUAAUCCCAGCAUCGGCUCCGCUACUGGCCAACUUGCCAUCGGGCCGUGACAUCCACUCUCCACCUGCACCGUACAAGCCCCCAUUACUAGACUCGGACCAGCUUUUGCAUAUGAGGGCUCCGCCAGACGAAAACCAAGACUGGCAAUUUGGAAGCGAUCAUGAUGAUAGCGACGAAGAUGCGGCUCCAGCCGCACCAAACCCACCCGGGGGUUCCCUGAUCGAGCACAGACUGCGUCCAACCUCAACGGUCCGAACUUGA